AUGUUCCUGGCAGAGACCAUCAACUCGAAAUCUGGUCGGGUCUCGCUCGUCCCGCCAAAUGAAGCAGAUGACCCCUAUGUCUCUGUUUUGCGCUCUCACCCCGAUACACGCCGCUAUCUUCGAUUCCUCCCUGACACUGUCGACCUCGCUGCUGCAACUCAGCGCCGGUUGUCGCGGCAAGCUGACCCGUCUCUUGUUGACUUCCACAUCCAUACAACCAACGGCGAGUUUGUUGGGACAACGGGCAUUUUUCGCAUCGAUACCGACUACGGUAAUAGCUGUGAGGUCGGUAUUCUUAUCAUGCCAGAACGUGCUCGCGGGGGCUUGGCGACUGAUGCGCUCUAUACGGUCCUCGAAUAUGUAUUCGAGACGCGGCAGAUGAACAGAGCUGAAUUUCAAACGGGCGUCGACAAUGUACCAAUGAGGGGCUGGCUUGAACGCGCUGGAGCUGCUUUGGAGAGGACCAGAAGGGCAGUGUGGACUGACCCCGCCACGGGAAAAUACUCCGACGUGUGUAUCUAUGGGAUUUUGAAGGACGAGUGGACGGAUGUGGUGAAGGAACGGCUGCGGCUUAAAAUCUUCAAGCAUGUCUAG
Molecule: messenger RNA, 594 nt
Organism: Mycena indigotica
Lineage: Eukaryota; Fungi; Basidiomycota; Agaricomycetes; Agaricales; Mycenaceae
Product: Ribosomal-protein-alanine acetyltransferase
Exons: 1
Coding region: 1-594 (197 amino acids)
Molecular function (GO): acyltransferase activity, transferring groups other than amino-acyl groups
Source: RefSeq, a predicted model, not a curated record